GGCUGCGAAAGUAGCUCAUUGCAGCCGGCGUAGGCGGAACGGAGCGACCAUGAAGUAUUUUUCCGUCAUCGCCAUCACUUUGGCGCUUGUCGUCCAGUGCAGCUUGGCCGAACAAGAACCCGAUCCCGUGGAAAACGUCGACCAGCUCCGCGUGGUCUACCCGAACCAUUGGCCUGCUCAGUCAUGGCCGCAACCUUGGCCACAGCCUUGGCCACAACCAUGGCCACAGCCUUGGCCACAACCUUGGCCACAACCUUGGCCACAACCUUCGCCACGACCUUGGCCACAACCGGAGCCUCGACCUUGGCCACGACCUGAGCCUCUACCUGAGCCUGGGCCCAGCCCUUUGCCUGAGGAUUCCACGCCGACAGCACCCGAGCCCGCGGAAAACGUCGACCAGCUUCGCGUGGUCUACCCGAAACCUUUCCCUCCUCGGCCAUCGCCUCAACCUUGGCCACAACCUUGGCCACAACCUUGGCCACGACCUGAGCCUCGACCUUGGCCACGGCCCAAGCCUUUGCCUGGGGAUUUCACGCUGAAAGACUUGCUGGAGGUGGACAUUUCUGCCGAGGAAGAGUCAAAGACAAGGAAGCGCCGAGCUAUCCUUCCCAGGCCUAAGCCUUGGCCGCGCCCCUGGCCCAAGCCCUUCCCUCGUCCCGGGCCCGAGCCCUGGCCAAGGCCUUUCCCCAGACCUUGGGCCUAAUCAGCACGAAUCCCCAGCACUCCCGCAAAGUCAAUUAAAAGCUUAGAGAAACGUUAAAUGCGCUUCGUCUCCUGAA
Messenger RNA from Dermacentor andersoni, 779 nucleotides. RefSeq lists its product as uncharacterized. The record is from RefSeq and is a predicted model, not a curated record. Lineage: Eukaryota; Metazoa; Arthropoda; Arachnida; Ixodida; Ixodidae.